CACACACACUGAGCUUUGAAUAAGGAGCUCAGCAGUGACAUGACUGUCGCUCCACUCUAGUGUGAGAGAACCCAAGACUCACUAGAUCCCGACUCCGUUCUCUGCGUGGACGCUGCAGAGAACCGUUGAUGGCUUCAUGAUAGAUGAACACGUCUGAGCACCUGGAGGACACCUCACCGAUCUCCCCAAGGAAAUGUGCUUCAGACGGUGAACCAGGCGAGGCUGAAGAACCGUGAAGCGUGGUGCCGAUGGAUCUUUCUACAGCAUUUGUUCUCGUCAGCGUGUUAACGACAGCAAAGGCGCUGAUCGAUUCUGAUGACGUCAUUACUCGGGAUGAGCAAAUUUUCCUCCUGAUUCGUGCACGGGCAAGGUGUGAGAGAAGCAUCCGAGCCCAGCUGAGCACGGUACGAGAAGGCGACUGCGUGCCGGAGUGGGACGGCAUCAUCUGCUGGCCGAGAGGGAAGCGCAAUCAGCUUGUAGCUGUGCCUUGCCCUGAGUAUAUUUAUGACUUCGACCACAGAGGUCAUGCGUACCGUAACUGCGAUGAGUUUGGGAACUGGGAGCAGGUUCCCACCAUCAACCGUACCUGGGCUGAUUACACUGAGUGCACGAUGAAGCUGCAGUCUAACCAUGGCAGGCAGGAGGAGGAGGUGUUCAGGCGGCUUCAUGUGAUGUACACUACGGGUUACUCCAUCUCGCUGACCUCAUUACUGGCAGCCGUCUUCAUCCUCUGCUACUUCAAACGUUUACACUGCACUCGUAACUACAUCCACACCCACCUGUUCACCUCCUUCAUAUGCCGAGCAGUCAGCAUCUUCGUGAAGGACGCUGUGCUCUAUACAGAGGAAGACGACCAAGCCGAGUAUGGAGAAGUGGGAACCCGAGCUCAGAUGGUGGGCUGUAAAGUCGCCGUGACCUUUUUCCACUAUUUCUUGGCGACCAAUCACUACUGGAUCCUGGUGGAGGGCCUGUACCUGCACAGUCUGAUCUUCAUGGCUUUCCUGUCUGAUAAAAAUUACCUGUGGGCUCUAACCAUCAUAGGCUGGGGUGUUCCCGCUGUAUUUGUCUCAAUUUGGGUCAGCGUUCGAGCCUCGCUGGCUGAUACCCAAUGUUGGGAUAUCAGUGCAGGGAAUGUGAAAUGGAUUUUUCAAGUUCCGAUCCUCGCAGCCAUCACUGUCAACUUCUUUCUUUUCCUCAACAUCAUCAGGGUUUUGGCGUCAAAGCUGUGGGAGACGAACACUGGGAAACUGGACCCGAGGCAGCAGUACAGGAAGCUGCUGAAAUCGACCCUGGUGCUGAUGCCGCUCUUCGGGGUGCACUACAUGGUGUUUAUGGGUCUUCCUUACACAGAGGUCAACGGGCUGCUUUGGCAAAUCCAGAUGCACUACGAUAUGUUCUUCAAUUCGUUACAGGGCUUUUUUGUGGCCUUCAUCUACUGUUUCUGCAAUGGAGAGGUGCAGGCGGAGGUAAAAAAGGCGUGGCUAAGGCGGAGCCUCUCUCUGGACAUCAAGCAAAAGGCACGUGUAGUCAGCAGCACCGGGGGUGGGAGCUGUUACUACGGCGGUAUGACAUCACACACCACCACACAAAGCAUCUCCCUUGGCACCCAGGGACCAAUUCUGGCUCGGGGAGUGUCCUUAGGAGUCAGAGGCCAAUCGCACGUCGCUAACCUGCAUGUCGCCACACCCAACGAGACCGCAGAGAUCACAUUACCCACAGUUCAGAAGUCAGAGCUGAGAAGGGCCGACAGCAUGGGGUUACUGUAUGAUCAGAAUGGACAAAACAUUGUAGGACGUCGAGUAGAGGAGGAGGAAUUCGAAAAAGAUCCAUCGCUAUACUUUAUACCUGAAGAUCUUUCCGCUUCAAAAGAUCUGGAAACAAUUCUAUGAAAAACCUCUCGUGAUAUGUUGUUGAAUUUCAUCUGGAUAGCGGGUCAAGCGUCAUGUUAAAUGUCUGAAACUGAUGUGCCGUGACAUUAUUUGAUGCCCGGAUGUGUGUGUUCACUGUUUUGUAUAUCGUGUUUUUAUUAUUUCCUUAGUCAAAACUACUGACGUGACCAGAGUUUGUAUUUAGUCAUGCAUAUUUAUUUGAUGAUUAGAUAUCAUGACCUACUGCAGUGAAAGUAAGAACUUAGGAUAGUCCCUAUCCUUCUUCUUUAUUUUGUUGUUUUACUACCUGGAACCGAAAUUGGACUCAAUUGUGAUUUUAUAAAAUAUGUCAAACAUGCGAAGGUGCAAAAUAUAUUGUUUUUAUUGCGACACAAAGACUAAUUAAAUAAUAAGUAAGCAGAAAUGGAUCAUUUUGGCGUCCACAAUUACAACUGUAAGUCUUCUUGGAAAAUGUCUCCUAUUAGCUUUUUAUCUGGAGCCUGGUAUUUUUUGCCUAUUCUUUUUGGUAAAAUUGCUCAAGCUCUGUCAGAUUGGAUGCACACCAUUGGUGAACAACAAUGUUCAAAGUCUUACCUCAGAUUCUGAAUGGGUUUGACUACUGGGACAUUCUAACAUAUUCAGCUUCGUGGUUUUGAGCCACUCCAGUGUCGCUUUCGGAUGAAUAUUUCUUGUUAUUCCUACACUCAACCAUGACCAGUUUCUCAGUCUGUGCCGAUGAAACGCAUUGGCGCAAAACGAUGCUACCACCACCAUGCUUUACAGUGGGGAAGGUUUUCUCAGGGAAACGGAAACAGCAGUCUUGGAUUUUUGUUAUUAUUGUUUUGAAUUAUUGUUUUGGAUUAUGAAUUAUUAUUAUUUAAAAAAUAAAAAAAUCUCUCUUCUCAUCAGUCUUCUACAAAGCCCAGCAUUGUGGAAUGUCUGCGGUGUGGUCUUGUAAAAACUUUCAGAUUCAGUGUCAGU
This is a messenger RNA of Ictalurus punctatus (channel catfish), 2849 nucleotides long. RefSeq names its product parathyroid hormone 3 receptor (gene pth3r). The transcript has 13 exons. The record is from RefSeq and is a predicted model, not a curated record. Lineage: Eukaryota; Metazoa; Chordata; Actinopteri; Siluriformes; Ictaluridae. Gene Ontology annotation, cellular component: plasma membrane. Gene Ontology annotation, molecular function: G protein-coupled peptide receptor activity; parathyroid hormone receptor activity; peptide hormone binding. The coding region runs from base 249 to 1889 and encodes 546 amino acids. Gene Ontology annotation, biological process: adenylate cyclase-modulating G protein-coupled receptor signaling pathway; cell surface receptor signaling pathway.